Molecule: messenger RNA, 988 nt
Organism: Mytilus trossulus (common blue mussel)
Lineage: Eukaryota; Metazoa; Mollusca; Bivalvia; Mytilida; Mytilidae
Product: caspase-7-like
Exons: 5
Coding region: 71-853 (260 amino acids)
Biological process (GO): proteolysis
Molecular function (GO): cysteine-type endopeptidase activity
Source: RefSeq, a predicted model, not a curated record
AAAUAAAAGUCUGUUUUGCAGUCUCUCCAAAUGUGUAUCUGUACUGGAUCGAAGGGGACAAUAUUAUUUUAUGAAUCACAACAGGAGAGGAUAUUUUGCGAUAUUUAAUUUUCAAAUGUGUGGAGACAAAAUAAAACAAGGAUCUGAAAAAGAUAUUGAACGUUUGGAUACAUGUUUCACAAAACUUGGAUUUCAAACAGAAGUACUGCAAAAUUGUACAACGGCAGAAAUGGGCCGUGAACUUAAACGAUUAAUGGCAAUUGACCAAACAGAUUGUGAUUGCUUCGGAAUGGCUAUACUAAGUCAUGGGGAAAAUGGACGAAUAUCGACUCGAGAUGGAUCUAUUACUUUGGAAAAUCUUAUAAGAAAAGUUAAGAAAUGUGAAAGUUUACUUGGAAAGCCAAAACUAAUUUUUGUUCAGAGUUGUCGACUGGACCAUAAUUUGACUACUGAUGCAGCCGUCGUACAGAGUAUACCAAAACUAACAAUUGAAUCAGACUUACUGGUAUCUUAUGCUACUACGAAAGGAAAUGUUGCAUAUCGAAGUCCUGAUCUGGGAUCACCUUAUAUUCAAAUACUAACAGAAAUACUGGAGACAAAAGGCGACAAAGAAAGUCUAUUUGACUUAUUGACGGAAGUUAAUGCGAAGCUCCAAGAAAUGGUCCAAUCACUUGGUGCUAGCUGCGAACAAGUAUCAAUUUUUGAGACUACUCUAAAGAAAAAACUACAGUUUGACAAAAUUGUUGCAGUUUAUACGAAAUAUUCGGAUGGAAGAAUCGAAUAUGAAAACAAAUUGGAGGAAAAUAUUCAAGAACAGACUUAUGUUAAAUCGACUCAAGAUUUAAGAAAUUGAACAGUUAAUAAACACAGAAUUUAAUGUACGGGUAGUGAACUAAUCAUGUAUAUGCUGUUUUGCCUUAAACUUUUCACAAUGAAAUUUGUAACAUGUACGAACGAGAAAAAUAUUAAAGUAUUUACAUACUAUGAA